This is a messenger RNA of Syngnathoides biaculeatus (alligator pipefish), 4326 nucleotides long. RefSeq names its product adaptor related protein complex 2 subunit beta 1 (gene ap2b1). The transcript is spliced from 22 exons. The record is from RefSeq and is a predicted model, not a curated record. Bases 314 to 3178 code for a protein of 954 amino acids. Gene Ontology annotation, cellular component: membrane coat; clathrin adaptor complex. NCBI's taxonomy places the organism in Eukaryota, Metazoa, Chordata, Actinopteri, Syngnathiformes, Syngnathidae. Gene Ontology annotation, molecular function: clathrin binding. Gene Ontology annotation, biological process: intracellular protein transport; vesicle-mediated transport.
UUCUGCGUAAACGUCAUUUCAGUUCAGAGCUACGGAAAAGCACAAGACCGUGCGUAUUUUCGCAUCCUGAUACAUACAAGAAAAUAAAAUAUUAAUUAAGGCCCAAUUAAGCUCUUUAAAUGAAUGCAAUGUCGUGAUUCUCGAGCGCGACUUUUCGCAUUCCAUUGCAGUCCAACACAAGGGGAAAGUGGUCCGUGAACAUCACCCGUAACAGAUUCUCCAUCUUCCUCCGGCUGCGACCAACCUUCGUCCUGCACCUACCAAAAGAUUUCAGCUGGUCUGUACACUCAGUUCGACUACACCAACCACAAUCAUGACGGACUCGAAAUAUUUUACCACAAACAAAAAAGGGGAGAUCUUUGAGCUGAAGGCCGAGCUGAACAAUGAGAAGAAGGAGAAACGAAAGGAGGCUGUCAAAAAAGUCAUUGCUGCCAUGACGGUGGGCAAGGAUGUCAGCUCUUUGUUCCCGGAUGUGGUCAACUGCAUGCAGACCGACAACCUGGAGCUGAAGAAGUUGGUGUACCUCUACUUGAUGAACUAUGCCAAGAGCCAGCCGGACAUGGCCAUCAUGGCUGUCAACAGCUUUGUCAAGGACUGCGAGGACCCCAACCCGCUCAUCCGGGCCCUGGCCGUCCGCACCAUGGGCUGCAUCCGGGUGGACAAGAUCACAGAGUACCUGUGCGAGCCGCUGAGGAAAUGCCUGAAGGACGAGGACCCAUAUGUGAGGAAGACGGCAGCGGUGUGCGUCGCCAAACUUCACGACAUCAACGCCCAAAUGGUGGAGGACCAAGGGUUUUUGGAUUCUCUGAGAGAUCUCAUUGCUGAUUCCAAUCCCAUGGUCGUCGCCAAUGCGGUUGCCGCUCUGUCCGAGAUCAGCGAGUCGCACCCCAACAGCAACCUGCUGGACCUCAACCCCCAGAACAUCAACAAGCUGCUGACGGCCCUCAACGAGUGCACCGAGUGGGGCCAGAUCUUCAUCCUCGACUGCUUGUCCAACUACAACCCCAAAGACGAACGUGAGGCCCAAAGUAUUUGCGAGCGCGUCACGCCCAGGUUGUCACAUGCCAACUCCGCAGUAGUCCUCUCCGCCGUCAAGGUACUGAUGAAGUUCUUGGAGUUGCUGCCAAAAGACUCAGACUACUACAACACCCUGCUGAAGAAGCUCUCACCGCCGCUCGUCACCUUGCUCUCCGGCGAGCCCGAAGUCCAGUACGUGGCGCUGAGGAACAUCAACCUCAUAGUCCAGAAAAGGCCUGAGAUCCUCAAACAGGAAAUUAAAGUCUUCUUCGUCAAAUACAACGAUCCUAUAUAUGUGAAGUUGGAGAAACUGGACAUCAUGAUCCGCUUGGCUUCACAGGCAAACAUCGCUCAGGUCCUGGCUGAGUUGAAAGAGUAUGCCACGGAGGUGGACGUUGACUUCGUGCGCAAGGCUGUGCGCGCCAUUGGCCGUUGUGCCAUUAAAGUGGAGCAAUCGGCGGAGCGCUGCGUCAGCACCCUGCUGGACCUCAUUCAGACCAAAGUCAACUACGUGGUGCAGGAGGCCAUUGUGGUCAUCAGAGACAUCUUCCGCAAGUACCCCAACAAGUACGAAAGCAUCAUUGCUACCCUGUGUGAGAAUCUGGACUCUCUAGAUGAGCCCGACGCUCGCGCCGCCAUGAUCUGGAUCGUCGGCGAGUACGCAGAGAGGAUCGACAAUGCCGAUGAGCUGCUUGAGAGCUUCCUUGAGGGCUUCCACGAUGAGAGCACCCAGGUCCAGCUCACUCUGCUGACCGCCAUCGUCAAGCUCUUCCUGAAGAAGCCAUCUGAGACUCAGGAGUUGGUGCAGCAGGUCCUCAGCCUGGCCACUCAGGACUCUGACAACCCAGAUCUGCGUGACAGGGGAUACAUCUAUUGGCGCCUGCUGUCCACGGACCCAGUGACCGCCAAGGAAGUGGUGCUGUCCGAGAAGCCCCUCAUCUCCGAGGAGACUGAUCUGAUCGAGCCCACCCUGCUGGACGAGCUCAUCUGCCACAUCGGUUCUCUGGCGUCUGUCUAUCACAAACCACCAAGCGCCUUUGUGGAGGGCAGCCACGGAAUCCACCGCAAGCACCUCCCUGUCCAGCAUAGCAGCAUUGACACAGGGGAGAGUCCGGUGAGCGGCGGGCCAGCCGCCGCCAUGGACCAGCCGCACGUCAUCCCCAGCCAGGGCGAUCUGCUGGGCGACCUUCUCAACCUCGACCUGGGCCCUCCGGUCAACGUGCCCCAGGUCUCCUCCAUGCAGAUGGGUGCCGUGGACCUCCUGGGAGGCGGUCUGGACAGCUUGCUGGGGGGAGACCUGGGCGGCGGUGUUGGGGGAAGUCCAGCUGUGGGCCAGAACUUCAUCCCGUCGUCUGUCCCGAGCGCUUUCGCUCCUUCACCCACUCCUGCACCUCCGGCCGUCAGCAGCAGCGGCCUCAACGACUUAUUUGAGCUCUCUACAGGCAUGGCAAUCGCAUCCGGAGGACACGUGGCCCCGAAAGCUGUGUGGUUGCCCGCGGUUAAAGCCAAGGGACUGGAGAUCUCCGGAACCUUCUCCCGGCGCCAGGGCCACAUGUACAUGGACAUGACCUUCACCAACAAAGCCCUGCAACACAUGACUGACUUUGCCAUCCAGUUCAACAAGAACAGCUUUGGGAUGAUUCCCACCAGCCCGCUGCCCAUUCACACUCCACUGAUGCCGAGCCAAGGCAUCGACGUCUCUUUACCCAUUAACACCAUUGGGCCAGUUAUGAAAAUGGACCCUCUAAACAAUCUCCAGGUGGCCGUGAAGAACAAUAUAGAUGUCUUCUACUACAGCGUCCUCAUCCCGCUCAACAUAUUCUUUGUUGAAGAUGGAAAAAUGGAGCGGCAAGUUUUUCUUGCCACCUGGAAAGACAUUCCCAAUGAAAAUGAGCUGCAGUACCAGAUAAAGGAGUGCCACCUAAAUGCAGACACGGUGUCGGGCAAACUGCAGAACAACAACAUAUACACCAUUGCUAAGCGGAACGUGGAGGGUCAGGAUAUGCUCUACCAAUCCCUUAAACUCACCAACGGCAUCUGGAUCCUGGCCGAGCUGCGCAUCCAGCCCGGCAACCCCAACUACACGCUGUCCCUCAAGUGUCGGGCUCCUGAAGUCUCUCAGUACGUGUACCAGACGUACGACGCCGUGCUGAAGAACUGAGCCAGUUGGCUUCACUUCCGCCAUCCAACGGCAGUGUAACAUACCUGGUCGAAAUGGUGACCUCCCGGUAGAUCAAAAAAUAUUGUUAAAUGUUAUAUAGUUGUUUAUGCAGGUGUGAAGUCAUUGUGUUCACGGUUACAACAAAACAUUCACGACUUAACAGCUUCUUUCUCAAUAAUUUUAAAUGAGGAAAAAAAAGGUUAUUUUGGCAGAUAUUUGUUAAUCAUUCCAUUCUUAAACAUCUUAAUGUUGUGACCAAUCUCAAUAGAGAAAUUCCUUUUCCCCUAAACAUACAUCAAGGCCUAUUUAAUUUUUUUUAUACAACCCAUUUAAAAUAAUGUUCAAACUCAAGAUAUAUAAUACCACUCCAUCUUUGUCACUUCAGCUAUUUUUUUUUUUUUGGAUGAGUUAGCAUUUCCCGUUAAGAUGGUGUUGGAGUUCAUGACCAAAUUAUUAGAGUGCUGUCACUCUAAAACUAAAUAUAAUGGAACCUUUUAGUGCACAAUUACAACUGUAAAUUUAAAUUUGGUUACUCACCAAAAGUUGCGAGCCAGUUUUCGUCAUCUUAUUAUUGGACACGCACAUAAAUGCCAUAUACUGUUCAUCUACCUCCUUUAGCCUUUUGGUUUGAGUGCUUUCCAUGAAUUCUUCAUUGUCUUGGCUGUUGUCGAGCCACCUCUCAUCCUUUUGCACCUCAAUCCAAACUUGCAGGACCAAGCAUGUAAGAUGCUAGUUUUCAUUGUUUUAUUCUGACUAUUGCUUACCGCUUGUGACCCUCAAUGGUUGGCGCUUCGGGCGGCAACGGCCAAGGGGGCUUGUGUAGAUUAGCGAAGAUGUCGUUUGCGUCAGUAUAAACGGCCUACCGUGGCAUUACCCUUUACGUGAUAAUACAUUGAAGCCGAAUUCGAAUAGAAACGGCUGUGUGAGUGUAUCAUUUGUGUUUGUGAGUUUAUGUCAAUGUACACUUUGGACCCCUUGUGGAUUUUCUCUGGAUUUCUGUAUUUUUAUGCACAGUAAGCUGCACUCCAAUAAACGCGUUAAAGAAUUGUCAGCCAUGAAAGUGAGACUAGUUCAUACGUUUUUCGCUGGAACAUAAAUGUUAUUGCACCACUUCCGAUAUCAAUAAAAUUUCAACACCAUGCGUACUG